AAAGAGGCUCCUAGAUAUUUGGGUUUCACAUCUCUGUGUUUACGGUUCAGAGCGAGAGAAGAAGGACAAAAGAAGAGGCUCAUAGCCCCAUUGGUUUAUAGAGAGAGAUGAAGUAGGGACAGUUCAUCGGCUUUGGUUUAUAGAGAGAGAAGAAGGAAGAAGGAAGAGUUCUUCGGCUUCACAACCCUAAUGGAAGAGGCCCUAACUGAUUUUUAGAGAGAGAAAAGGAAAGGAAGAUGGGAUGCUAAUUUGGGAUAGUUUGAAGAGGAUUUUUCUCUCUGAUUUGAGUUGUUGUUGUUUGAGAGAAAGCCCUAAUUAUACUGAGUUCUUGUUUGAGAGAAAGCCCUAGUUAUACUAAUUUGUGAAGAGGCCCUAACUGAUUUUUUUAUUUGUGAAGAGGCCCUGAUUUUUACAGAGAGAAAAGGAAGAGGGUUUUUCAUUUUGUUGGGGAAACAACAAGUUUGGGGUAUUGCUUGCUCCUGAGAAUUCAGAUAACCGUGCUUUUACUUCUAAUAACGAGAACGUGGAAAUCGUGAACCUGCUGCUCGCUCGUGGCUUGCCCUUAUCUCUCCCUCUCAAAGCCCUGCGCCUGUCUCAAAGCCGUGCCUUUCAUCUUCUUCAACAAGGCAAUUCAAACAGUGGACAGGACUGUCCAUGUUUCUUCUCAGGUGCCAUCCAAACAACUGACAGCAGUAUCCCAAGGACAGACCAAUUCCAGUAUAAGCCUAUCCCCAAGACAGGCUUCUUCAGGUACCCAAACGAGCCCUAAGGGAAUCGCCGCAAAAAGCUAACAAGAAUAAUGCAAUACAUCUACAAUAGUCUCUGAGAGAUCAUAUUAGUCCCUCAGGCAGAGAGAACUCCCACUCUUACCUUCGAACCCUAGAGAGAGGGAAAGAGAGAGAGAAGAGAGAGAGAGCCCAGGGUGGGAGAGCCAUGGCAGCCUACUUGCAGAGAAGGUUCAAUAACCCUUGCAAACUGAAACCCUUAUUCUCUAUCUACGCCCUUCGUUUCAAGAGCAAUAGGGCAUCGGAGCAUGAGCACUUGGAGCCAUCACCAUUUCUAGCCAGCUGGUCUUCCCCAAAAGACCCUCGAGUUGCAGAGAAGAAGCUCACACAACUUAGAAGAGACUAUGCGAAAUCCAUGAGAGAGGUGAGGAGAGAGUAUCGCUUCGAGGUUGAGGCUCAAAUGGAGGAGAAGAGGCGCAAAGAUGAAGCCAAACGUGAAGUGCUGCGUCUGGCUAAAGAGGAUCGGAAGGCUGAAAAGGCUCGCCUAUCACAAGAAAGAGCGGCAGAGCGGCAAAAAUUUGAACAGGAGUUUCGAGAAACCUUGAUGAAAGAAAGAGCUGAGAAGCAGGCAAAUUGGAGGGCAAAAGAAGAGAGGAGGGAAGAGAAGAAGAGAGAGAAAAAAGAACUGCUUAGACGGCAGAGUUCUUUGUGGAUCGAUGAAAAUGAUUUGGAAAAGAGAGUGCUCGAGGCUAUUGUUGAUACUAUACCCUUGUGAAUCUAUGGGAUGCGGAAAUUCUCAUGUCGGGUUGCUUUUGUUUAUCAUCUCUCUUUUAUUUGGUCUUGACAUACAAAACUGGAAGGCCAACUCAUAUUUCAUCUUUCUAAUAUUUAGGAAUUGACAUGAAAAAUAGUAGUAAUGAGAUGCCUUACUUGUGUCAUAUGUUAAUUUAUUGUUUGGUGGAUUACCUCGACUUAAAAAUCUGGCCAAAACGUGGGGAUAAUGACUCAGAGGACUUUCAACUAUGAU
This is a messenger RNA of Amborella trichopoda, 1752 nucleotides long. RefSeq names its product stress response NST1-like protein. The record is from RefSeq and is a predicted model, not a curated record. NCBI's taxonomy places the organism in Eukaryota, Viridiplantae, Streptophyta, Magnoliopsida, Amborellales, Amborellaceae.